AUGGAUCGCAGCGGAACGGGCCACGGGCUGCCGCCAGCUAAACGGCAGAGGACCAGUCACUUCCAAAAAGACAAAACCCAAGCAUUCAAUGACUGGGACAGGGAUCGCUUGCGGAAGUCAGGUCUUGCGCAGGACACAGAAACUACGGGUGUCUCGAUGUUCGAUGAUGAAGAGGAUACUCGAGUUUAUCUGGAUGUCCACGACCUUCGACCGCCGUUCCUCGAUGGUCGCACCAUCUUCACUACACAGUUGGAUCCGAUCUCCGCCAUUCGAGAUCCACAGAGUGACAUGGCUGUCUUCAGCCGAAAGGGAAGCAAGGUGGUACGAGAACGCCGGCAGCAGCGGGAGCGGCAGAAGCAGGCGCAGGAUGCGACGACAAUGGCAGGCACCGCGUUGGGGAAUCUGAUGGGUGUUACGGAGGAGGAGGAAGGUGAUAGCGCUGUGGCUGCGCCAGUCGAGGAGGUUUACAAGCGGGGGGGAAACAAGUUUGCACAACACCUCAAGAAAGACGAGGGCGGUGCCAGCUCGUUCAGCAAAACCAAAUCUUUGCGGGAACAGAGAGAGUAUCUUCCUGCCUUUGCGGUCCGAGAAGAUCUGCUGCGAGUGAUUCGGGACAAUCAGGUUGUUGUGGUUGUUGGUGAAACAGGCUCUGGGAAAACAACCCAAUUGACUCAGUUUCUCCACGAAGACGGUUACUCGAAACUCGGCAUGAUCGGGUGCACGCAGCCUCGUCGCGUGGCAGCCAUGAGUGUUGCAAAACGUGUCAGUGAAGAGAUGGAGGUAGAUCUCGGCGAUCUUGUUGGAUACGCCAUUCGUUUCGAAGAUUGCACAAGUGACAAAACGGUAAUCAAAUAUAUGACGGAUGGUGUCCUUCUCCGAGAGUCCUUGGCUCAGGCUGAUUUAGAUAAAUACUCAUGCAUCAUCAUGGAUGAAGCACACGAAAGAGCUUUGAAUACGGAUGUCUUGAUGGGUCUUCUCAAAAAGGUUCUUGCUCGACGCAGAGACCUCAAAUUGAUUGUGACAUCGGCGACGAUGAAUUCAGAGCGCUUUUCACGCUUUUACGGUGGAGCCCCGGAAUUCAUCAUCCCCGGCAGAACAUUCCCAGUCGAUCUCCACUUUUCAAGGUCCCCUUGUGAGGACUAUGUCGACAGCGCGGUCAAGCAGGUCUUGACCAUCCAUGUCUCACAAGGUCCCGGCGAUAUUCUUGUUUUCAUGACUGGACAAGAGGACAUUGAAGCAACCUGCGAUCUCAUUGACGAGCGGUUGAACUUGCUCAAUGAUCCGCCAAAGCUCAGUAUAUUGCCCAUUUACAGUCAAAUGCCGGCAGAGCAACAGGCGAGGGUCUUCGAGAGGGCAGAUCCAGGUGUUCGCAAGGUCAUUGUGGCUACCAACAUUGCCGAAACCAGUUUGACUAUCGACGGAAUCAUGUAUGUGGUAGAUUCAGGGUACUCCAAGCUCAAGAUGUACAACCCCAAAAUGGGCAUGGACAAUCUUCAGAUCACCCCCAUAUCCCAAGCCAACGCCAAUCAGCGAUCUGGUCGUGCCGGACGAACUGGCCCCGGAAAGGCUUAUCGCUUGUACACUGAGGCAGCCUACAAGAAUGAGCUUUACAUGCAGACGAUCCCGGAAAUCCAGCGUACAAGUCUUGCCAAUACAGUGCUACUGUUGAAAUCUCUCGGUGUUAAGGACCUCCUCGAUUUUGAUUUCAUGGAUCCUCCUUCCCAAGAAACCAUGUCCACAUCUCUUUUCGAACUUUGGGCCCUUGGAGCCCUAGACAACUUGGGCGAACUCACGCAGCUAGGCCGCCGCAUGACACCGUUCCCUGCCGAUCCCGCACUCGCCAAGCUCAUCAUCAUGGCCGCGGAACUAUAUGACUGCAGCGAGGAAAUGCUCACCAUUGUCUCCAUGCUCACGGUCCCCAAUGUCUUUUACCGCCCCAAGGAGCGCGAAGAGGAGUCUGAGUCCGCCCAUGAGAAGUUUUUCGUGCAUGACUCCGACCAUCUAACUCUCCUCCAUGUGUAUACACAGUGGAAGGCGAACGGCUGUUCCGAUCGCUGGUGCACCAGACAUUUUCUUCAUUCCAAAAAUUUGAGACAGGCCCAGGAGGUUCGUGACCAUGCAUAUGUUCUGGCUUCUACCAUCAAGCGGCGCGACGGGGUAAUACGAAGAGGGGGGGAGUACAUCAACCUUCGCACUGGCGUGACUAUGAAUUUGCACGGGUCAAGCGCCCUGUCUGGGCUUAGCGAUUCUCCCCCAUUCGUUGUCUACCACGAGUUGAGGUUGACAGUGAGAGAGUACAUGUCUGUUGUAACGGCAGUCGAACCAAAAUGGCUUGCCAAGCUCGGCGGCGUCUUCUACUCUAUGAAAGAAAAAGGCUACUCUCACCGUGACCGUCGUAUCACAGAGCGGGAAUUUAAUCAAAGUGUGGCCUUGGAAAAGCAAUUAGAUGAGGAUCGCAGGCAUGCCCAGGCUCAAAAGGCGCGCGAGGAGGAAGAGGAGCGCAACGGCACCUCCCGACGGAAGAAGGAAAUUGAGGUUGGAUCGGUUGCGCGCAAGUCUGCCGUCAUCGGGGGUGGCAAGAGGCAAGUUGGCGUUGUGGCCGCGUCUUCCUCUCCAUCACCCCGACCCGGCGUUGGAAGCAGUGGUUCUGGGGGCAGUGUAGUGAAGAGACCCACAGGACCUAGGAGGCCAAGGCAAUUCUAG
Molecule: messenger RNA, 2703 nt
Organism: Penicillium canariense
Lineage: Eukaryota; Fungi; Ascomycota; Eurotiomycetes; Eurotiales; Aspergillaceae
Product: putative mRNA splicing factor RNA helicase (Prp16)
Exons: 4
Coding region: 1-2703 (900 amino acids)
Biological process (GO): mRNA splicing, via spliceosome
Cellular component (GO): intracellular anatomical structure; spliceosomal complex
Molecular function (GO): ATP binding; ATP hydrolysis activity; RNA binding
Source: RefSeq, a predicted model, not a curated record